UUUCCCUACGACCACGCCCAUCUCACGUUUGGCCACGCCUCCAGUAUUGUCUCCCUUACGUAGACACGCCCCUUCCAUACAGACCACGCCCCUAUCCGAAUAAGCCACGCCCCCUCGCUCAACGACUACGCCCCCUUCCGCGUGUCCUCGCCUUCUGUUCGGCUAGACCUCUCCCCUUCUCACGUGACCAUGCUUCCUUCAAAUGGGGCGGAGGGGGACGGAGGAGGGCGGGGAUUAGCAAGGGGGCGGGGCCAGGGGUCUGCCGUGGAGUGGGGGCUUGGCAAGUGGGCGGGGCUUGGUGAGGGACUGACGGGCGGGGCUUAUGCAGGGGGCGUGGUCUGAUGGGUCUAAUUGAAACAAGCGUGGGUUACCCAGGGGGCGGUGUCCGGGGCGGGGAGUCAGUCCCGGUGCCGGUGAGCGCUGGGUGCCGCUGCCCGCUGCCGCUCGCCCCGCGAUGGAGUCCCCGACCGGCACCGAGAGCGCCCGCCUCGUCAGCCCGCGGGGCGGCCCCGCCGGCGGCAGCCUGCGCCUCGACAGGUACAGCCGGCACCGCAUCCCGGCUCCUCCGGCAUCGGCACCUCCAUCACCAGCACCCCCAGCACCGGCACCUGUGUCAUCGUCUGUUUGUAGGUCCCCGCGAUGCCCUGGUCCCGCCGUCCCCUCCGGGUCCUCGGUGCCACUGCAGCCCCCUCGCCCCCAGCCCCGGCCCGGGGGGGCUGCGGGCCCACCGGCAGCUGAGCAUCGCCUGCGCCGUCUGCUGCACCUUCAUGGUCGGGGAGGUGAUCGGCGGGUACCUGGCACACAGCCUGGCCAUCAUGACGGAUGCGGCUCAUCUGCUGACCGACGUGGGAAGCAUGGCUGUCAGCCUCUUCUCCCUCCGCGUCUCUACCCACGCGCCCACCAAGACCAUGAGCUUCGGCUGGCACCGCUCUGAGACGCUGGGAGCGCUGGCCUCCGUCCUCUCCAUCUGGGUGGUCACCGGGGCCCUCGUUUACCUGGCAGCCGCCCGCAUCAUCAGCAAUGACUACGAGAUCGAGGCGCGUGCCAUGCUGGCUACCUCGGCCGGCGCCGUCGGCGUCAACCUGGUCAUGGCACACAUCCUGCACCAGACCCCCACGGGCUGUGGUGUUGGGGGCCCCCGCAGCAGGGACUGCAGGCUCCCCCCUGCCCAGCCCGGCAGCGCCAGCGUCCGCGCCGCCUUCGUCCAUGUCGUGGGUGACCUCCUGCAGAGCCUGGGCGUCCUCACUGCUGCCGCCAUCAUCUAUGCCAAGCCCCAGUACAAGAUCGCAGACCCCAUCAGCACACUCUUCUUCUCCGUCUUCGUCCUCGGCUCCACCAUCACCAUCCUCAGGGACGUCCUCAGGGUCCUCAUGGAAGGUGGGCAGCAGGGAGGCACAAAGGCUGUAGGAGGGGCACCGCGGGGCCUCGAGUUUGACACAGUGAAGGCGACGCUGCUGGGAGUGAGCGGAGUACAGAGCACCCAUGAUCUGCACCUCUGGGCACUGACGCUGGGCCAGCCCGCCCUGUCGGCACAUGUGGCCAUCGAUGCCGGCGCAGACCCCGAGUUGGUGCUGCGCGACGCCACGGCGCAGUUGCGGGCCCGGUUUGGGGUCACCUGCUGCACGCUGCAGGUGGAGCGGUACCAGGAGGAGAUGGGGGGCUGCCCGCACUGCCGUGACCCCUGUGCCUGAGCCCACUCUAUGGCCGGGCUCCCCAAUCCCGCUGGCAAGAGGGAGCGGUGCCCAUGCAGGGGCUCCAAAGAGGGGGGGUCCAGCACCAAAGAGGGGAGUUCAGGCCCGGGGGGGGGGGGUCUUGUGCCCCCUCAGCCCCAGGGGCCGCCUCACUGCCCCGCGUGUCACUGCCGUCCGAGCUGCUGCUGCUGCUGCUGCACCCGCUGGCACGCAGGGAGAGCCCAGAGCGCAGCUCCCAGCACCAGAUCCCCUGGCCUGGCUCCCUGCUCCAGCCACUGUGUGCCCGUGUCUGUUGUGCCCAUGGAGCAUCUGUCUGUCUGUCUUGAGUGUCUCCCUGUCCAAGUGGCCGUUUGUCCAUCCGAGUGGCCGUCUGUCUGUCUCUGUGUGCAAGGAAGCUGGUGAGCCCCCAAUAAACACAUUUGAGAGCAGCAGUGCAGGCACCAAAGAGGGGAUUGA
Molecule: messenger RNA, 2147 nt
Organism: Cuculus canorus (common cuckoo)
Lineage: Eukaryota; Metazoa; Chordata; Aves; Cuculiformes; Cuculidae
Gene: SLC30A3
Product: solute carrier family 30 member 3
Exons: 8
Coding region: 342-1691 (449 amino acids)
Biological process (GO): response to zinc ion; zinc ion transmembrane transport
Cellular component (GO): plasma membrane
Molecular function (GO): zinc ion transmembrane transporter activity
Source: RefSeq, a predicted model, not a curated record